AUUCUGAAAGAUAAACACGAAAGUAUUUUUGUAAAACGCAGAUGAAGAAAAUAAUUUAAAAAAUAUUAUUAUCAUUAUUAUAAAGGACUGAAAAUGUGAAUUAAUUAAUCAAAUAUGGAAUUGACUGUGUUGCUAUUGUUGGGAUAUAUUUUUUAUGAAUGUAGAGGACUUCAAGUUUCCCUUUCAAAUCAGUAUUACGGAAACUUGAAAAUAGACGGAAGUUUUGUUUGUGGUGGAGAAAAUGUUUUCUCGUACAAAGAGGCCACCAUGCUUUGUCGCCAUCUUGGUUUCUCUGGAGGUGUACCAUUGCCCCCUGGCAAGAUGGAGGUAUCGUUUCCAAUAGGAAUAAGAUGCUCUGGUAAUGAAUCUUCAGUAAGUCAGUGCAAUACCUCGAAUUUACUUUGUCCGUCCGUCAGUCCAUGGGACGAUGAGAAGACUGGAGUAGCACGAAUUCUUUGCUAUCAAAAUGGCGGGAAAAGUGAAGGAAGAGUGAAUCUUAAAUCAGGUCUUGGCCGGGUGACUGUAAGUCAGUUUGGACUAAGUGCUUCCGUUUGCGCAGACUCGUGGACAGAUGUAGAGGCUUCCGUUACUUGUAAAAUGUUCGGUUUUAAUGAUGGAAUAGCGUUUGAUAUAAACAAGAGUGCUCGAGAUGAAUUCGUCCUCUUCGGUAAAGUCACGUGUUUUGGAAACGAGUCGUCAUUUUUCGAUUGUUACUCACAGGGUACAGAAUGCAGAGAAUCAUACGCCGUAAAUGCAGGGGUCCUCUGUUAUAACAAAUACGCACCAUAUAUUCAGUUUAAUGGGGAAAUGGGACUGUAUGAACUGGUGAUUGACAACUACACAGUGAUGUAUUGCUCUCAAACGCACUUCUAUCCUCCAAGUGUGCAUGCGCCACAUACAGACAACCCUGCUAAUACUAUCCCGUGUGGAAACAUCGUUAUUUUAGAUCACAAAAUAAGAAAAACGACCGACAGUAAUGGAGUCUCAUUUCCUUUGCGAAAACUCUGCAAAGCACAAGCCGCACCUACAUAUAAUUGUAAUGGAGGCUGGAAAUACAGUUCCGAAUGGAAAAAGAAGCACCCCGAAAGUUUUAUGUGCGGGAAACCUUGGGUUUCUUCUGGAACUUUGUUUACGUGCUAAUACUACUCAGUCAGAAGACAUAUUAUGAAUGUACAUAAUCAUAAUUGCAUUAAUUAAAUUUAUAUUAA
Saccostrea echinata is the source of this 1208-nucleotide messenger RNA. RefSeq names its product scavenger receptor cysteine-rich type 1 protein M130-like. Gene Ontology annotation, cellular component: membrane. The transcript is spliced from 6 exons. The record is from RefSeq and is a predicted model, not a curated record. Lineage: Eukaryota; Metazoa; Mollusca; Bivalvia; Ostreida; Ostreidae. The coding region runs from base 115 to 1140 and encodes 341 amino acids.